AUGCAAAUUGAAGGUCUCAAGAAUGGCUACAUUGGUCCCUGGUGUUCUAUUGAAGCUUCUACAGCACAUGAAUACAGAUGUGAAGAUUGCUGGAGAGCACAGGUCGUCUUUGUUGCAAGUAGNCACAUGAAUACAGAUGUGAAGAUUGCUGGAGAGCACAGGUCGUCUUUGUUGCAAGUAGUCAGCAUUGUCCCUGCACUAGCAGGCGGUGAACUCUUUCCCAACCAAGGUUUUUACCUCAAGGUAUCAGAUUCUUCUCAUGCCACAUAUGUCUCUCUCCCUGAUGAACAUGAUGAUCUCAUUCUUAGUGAUAAAAUUCAGUUAGGCCAGUUCAUUCAUGUUGAAAGGCUUGAAUCAGCAUCACCUGUCCCCAUUCUUCGGGGGGUUAGGCCGGUCCCGGGGCGACACCCUUGUGUGGGUAGCCCUGAAGACAUAGUUGCAACUCACUCUCUAGGAUUCCUCAAUACCAAUGCUGAUUCAUCCAUUGGCUCAAAAUCCUUGGACAAAACCAAAUUGCCUUCAAAAGCACCGAACGAUAGUCAUAGUGGGGCAAAGGAUAAUAAAUUCACACCUGUGAGAUCAAAUGGUGGUGGUAAAGAUGGUCAAAUGGACAAGAAAACACCAGUAUUGACUAGAUCCAAAUCUCAAUUAUCAAAACUGGCUCUGAAUUCAGUAGAGAGAAAGGAAUCUUUGGUGAAAUCAAAGUCUUCGAGUUCAAGGUCGAUCCCUUCAUCCCCAACAAGUUGUUAUUCAUUGCCAACUUCUUUUGAGAAAUUUGCUAAUGGGAUUAAGCAGCAGGCAAAGAUUAAGGGGUUGGAUAGGUUGGAAAAGGCAACAUCCAAAGUGGGGUUGGGGGAAAAGGCCAGUUCUGUUCGUGGGACAAGUCCAACUACAAAGCGGUCACCGGUGGGAAGCUCAAUGAGGAAUUUGGUUCGUGAGAUUGAGCUGGGACCUAAGGCUCUGAGAAAAAGCUGGGAAGGGAAUAUGGAUGUGAAGAGUAGAGAUAGUCCAAAGCUGAGGAUACCCAAGCAUGAUUUGAAGCAUGAAGCUCGGAGUACUUCUGUUCCAAGAAAAUCAACAAGUGACAGGUUGCCAUCUAAAGAGGAGAAUAAGGUUAAUAUAUCUGCCAAGUCUUCUAAAGAGGAAAACAAGGUUCAGAUAUCUAACAAGAAAGUUAGUGCUAAUGGAUCAUCAGCUGAUACUGAGAAGUCUACUAAGCAAAUAACUACUGUCGGAAAGAAAUUAUCUGGGGAAGUUGCUAAUCAUGGAUUUGCAGGAAACAUGGUCAAGGUUUCUUUCAGCAAUAGGAAAUUAACAGAUGGAAGUGUCUUGUGGGCUUCACUCCCAUCUUCUCUUGCAAAGCUGGGAAAGGAAGUUUUAAAGCAUAGAGAUGCUGCGCAAACAGCUGCCAUAGAGGCAAUGCAAGAGGCUUCAGCCACAGAAAGCUUACUUAGAUGUUUAAGUCAUGACAUUACAGCCCAGGCUUGGAAUCUUUUCAAGUUGGGAUUUUUGUGCCUCCUGACUCAGCUCCCUAUCUCUUGGUUCUUUGUUGUAAACACCCAUGAGGAGGAUUUCUUGAUUGAAAUGGACCACAGAAUAUUCUGGCCUGAUUUGAUGUUGCUCUUGAAGAACUCAAGUGAAUAUAUAAUAAAGUUAUUUAUUGAUCACAUAUUUGGCGAAGUAUGUUCCCGUUUCAGGAUGAUGACUGGAAGUAAGCUUUCUAUUAGAGAUUCUGAGCAGAGUGAGGAGGAUAUGAACGAUGCUCUGAAGAGUUUGAAAUUUUCAGUCUCUACAAGUUUUGGCAUGUAUUCUGAGCUAAGCUCCUCUGCAAAGGAAGAUAAUCCGCAGCCUGCUGUAGAGCAGUUCUUGAAGCUGCAAGCAAGCUUGAAGAAUGCUCUUCUGGUUGCUGAUUCCCUAUCUAAAACUACCAUAGCUGGUUCAUCUCCAGCUCAUGAUGAAAAGCCAUCAGAAGAAGCCAUAAAGGUCACAUCCGACAGACGUAAACAAGCAGCUUCUUGGAUCCAUGUCGCACUGGCCACCGAUCUAUCGUCCUUCACAGUAUUUAGCAAACAAGCCACUUCAAGUCCAAUUCCAGGUUCAACUCCAGCUCCAAGCACAAAGACUAUAGCGGGACAUCAACCUAUAUUAGUACUUGAGAACUCUAGUAAGAGUGUGUCAACAAAAGCGCAAGAUAAAACUCGCCAGACAGUCAGCUCUAAGAUUGUUACUACAGGAACUCCACGCAGGCUAGCAGAUGGACCAGCUGUUAGUCAGAAGCCAGGAGCUCCACCACCAACAGAGUGGGUCAGAGGAGAUGAUCUUGAUGAGGCUGUGGACUUGGCUGAAAUGUUGCGAAUGGAAUCCCAGGAUUGGUUCCUAGGAUUUGUCGAGAGAUUCUUGGAUGCUGAAGUGGACACCACAGCAUUAUCAGACAACGGUCAGAUAGCAGGCAUGUUGACUCAGCUCAAGAGUGUAAAUGACUGGUUGGAUGAGAUUGGGUCUGUCAAGGAUGAAGGAGAAACACUUCAUAUCUCUGCCGAGACAAUUGACAGGAUAAGGAAAAAGAUUUACGAGUAUCUUCUUACGCAUGUUGAAUCCGCGGCCGCUGCACUUGGUGGUGCUGCCUCACAGUCAUCACCAACAACAGACACCAAAACAAGAAGAUGACUUGAUUGGUCCGCACAGCUUGUCCUCAUGAAAAAUCACAUCUUACCAUUCAUAUGUGCAGCUCUAGUGGUAAUCAGCUCCUUAAACUGCCAAGUAGUUCAAGGAGCUCAGUAUUUUCGAAUAUUGUAUAUAAAUCCUGCAAAAGGGUUUAGGUAUAGAUGGAGUAAUGGUUAUUGAAAGUUAAAGGAUUUAUUUUUUCCAAUUGUUCUUCUUUCUGAGCAGUUUUUACCCACAAGUAUAGAGAACAAUAGUGUUUGGAGUAGGGGAGCUGGCACUUCUCCUUGCCAUGCAUGAAUGCGUGUUUUCCGACUCUGUAUGAGGAUCAGGUGUUAUAUGUAAGAUAACAUGUGUAUUUUUUGGACUUAAAACAUGAAUAUCUUUACAUGUUGAGGGGGAUGUAAAUUACAAGGACAUAAAUUGCUAAAGUGACAUACUGCAUUGUAUUGUUCGGAAAGUGUGG
Molecule: messenger RNA, 3127 nt
Organism: Ilex paraguariensis (yerba mate)
Lineage: Eukaryota; Viridiplantae; Streptophyta; Magnoliopsida; Aquifoliales; Aquifoliaceae
Source: the annotation of a GenBank genome assembly